UCUCUAAUUUUUACUCCUGAAACACCGACGCUGUCUCACGUCAGUGCCACCUGUUUGUCCUCAGGUGUUUCCGUUAUAAACGUGGCCAAACUGAGCAGUUAGGUUAGCCGCCUGUGUGAGCUCUGACAGCCGCAGGUGAUCCUUAACCGCUCGGCCAGAUUGCGUUCACAAAUCUGACUUUUCUGAGUUUGAGUCGGUUUGAUGUAAAACUCGACCUGACAGAGGACUCAUUAACGAGCUUCACUAAGCAGCAGGACGUUCCGGUGUAUUCGGUGUUAGAAUAAGAAUCAGGUGUGAUGGAGUCCGCAGAGAGCCGAUACGCUCACCUGCUGCAGCCGAUCAGAGAGCUCACCAAGAACUGGGAGAUCGACCUGGCGUCGGAGCUCAACGACUACUUAGAGGAGCUGGAUGAUAUGUGCAUCAUCUUCGAUGGAGGGAAAACCAGGCUCAACUUUGCAGAGGCUGCACUGCUCAUCCAGAGUUCAGCCUGCAUCUACAGCAAGAAGGUGGAGCUGCUGCACGGCCUGGUGUUCCAGACUCUGGAGUACAUCAACGACAAGAACAAGAAACGCAACAAGCAAGGGGUGGAGUCUCAGGACAGCAACGGCCAAGCAGCGAGCAGCCAUGAUGCUGAUGACAUGGACGAGUUUUCUACGUUGGACCUGGAAGUGUCGGACCGGUCCAAGAGGUGUGAUUCCAACACGGCUGUGAAUGUGAUUCCUCUUCCUCCAGAGUCUCUGAUUGCACCUGAAACCCACGAGAAGCAGAAACUGCUUCUCAUCAGUGUGAAAGGAGAGAUCCUGUGCAGUCAGAAGGACUUCAAGAUCAACCUGUUCCUCCCAGGUGAGGGGGACAUGAUCCUGCUCACGCUCAGAUCAACUGCUCCCAGGUUCCUGCUUCACAGUGACCCCACACAGUCAGAGAUCCGACAUGCAGAUGCUGUGGCUCCAGUCGAUGCCGCAGUGGGCGGAGCUGAUGCAGAGGACGGUGGAGGUGAUGCUGCAGACGACUUCCUUCCUAUAGAGGUCCAGAACAUGGAGCAGGAGGAGCACGUGGAGAGACUGCAGACGGCUCCGAGUGAUGGCCGGAUGAUUCGAGAGAGGCGACAGCUGGAGGCCGACAAACCGAGGAGAGAGGACCAGAUUCCUCCUGCUGUGAAUGUUUGGGCGUUCCACGACCCGUACGCCGUGCUCAGGGAGGACAAACCGCUGAAACCAGGGAAGUGUUACAGGGUGCCCGACGGGCUGGACGAGGGAGGGAAGAGGAAAAGGAAACGAGCUGCGUCCCUUCAGGACUUCAGGAGCUGGUUCAGAGGAACCUUCGAUCCUCCGGAGCACAAGUUAAAAAAUGGACCCACAUUCACAGACCUGAACUACGUCUAUCUGAGCACAGUCAAAGUCAAACUGAAGACUCAGAAGAGGAUCAACAGAAGAGCCGGCGUGAUGAUCUCUGAUGAGGAACUGAGGAGGACCUUCCUGCAGCCGGAGGAGGCGGGGCCACACCAGGUGGGGGCAGAGCUUGUGGAAGAGUUGAGACAGGACCUGCUGGGUGGAGACAACACCUCGGACAACGAGCACGAAGCGUUUCCUGACGACAUCCCGGCCGAGUUUUUGGGAGGACCGGACCUCAUUUUCCCGGAGGCUCAGCGAGAUCAACUGAGUUAUGAAGAUUUGGUGAAGCUGCGAGUGGAGCAGCUCGUGGUGAACAGUCGGGGUUACAAUCAGGAGACGGCGUUGUCUCAGAGGGUCAAAGAGUGGGAGGAAAAGAUCCGCCCUGAACUGGCCCUGCAGGAGGAGCGCCCAGUGUUCGACAUCCAUGAUUACGGAGAUCGCAUCAUGAGAGCGCUGAGUGGCGUCGGAUGCCGCAGGUCAUUCGCCUCCAUCGUUCAUGGUCUGGACAACUUUGAAGCCUCCAAGUACCUGCUGGCCUCCCUGCAGCUGGCGAAUGACUACACGGUGGAGAUCGACAGCAGCGCCGGUUUGGAGGACGGUCUGGACACGAUGGGUCUGACUCUGCUCAGCACGCACAGAGCAACGGACAGAUUUCACACGCUGACGGCCUCCGCCUGAACGCAGCACGGGCCGCCGUCACUCAACCAGGACGACACAUUUGAUCAACGAUCAUGAGCUCAAUAUUACUGAAUAUUUGUAAUAAAAUGUUUGUGGACAUUU
Archocentrus centrarchus (flier cichlid) is the source of this 2171-nucleotide messenger RNA. RefSeq names its product non-SMC condensin II complex, subunit H2 (gene ncaph2). Gene Ontology annotation, biological process: mitotic sister chromatid separation; meiotic chromosome condensation. The transcript is spliced from 20 exons. Gene Ontology annotation, molecular function: chromatin binding. Bases 297 to 2069 code for a protein of 590 amino acids. Lineage: Eukaryota; Metazoa; Chordata; Actinopteri; Cichliformes; Cichlidae. Gene Ontology annotation, cellular component: nucleus; condensin complex. The record is from RefSeq and is a predicted model, not a curated record.